ACCUGUCCCUCUGAAGUCCUCGGGCUGCGGCUCUUAAAAUGGUUUGGGCAGCGGCUCUCUUCUUUAUUGUCGUUCCACUCGUUAACUCAGAAGACUACUGCUACGAUGAGCCUCAGUGUGAUCCUUAUGCAUGGGGAGACAUGUACCCGUCGUGUCACCCUUUGCUUGAAGAGCUCCACUCUCCCAUCAACCUGGACCACCAGAUGACCAGAAACCAGUCUCUGGAGUAUCUCCAUCUGGAGGGCUUCGAUGAGAUCCAAACGGGCCACUGGACACUUAAAAACGAUGGACACUCUGUGGUGAUGGAGGUUGGCGGUGGCAUGUCAGUGAGCGGUGGAGGUCUUCCAGAUGUGUACCAGACCAUCCAGCUGCACUUCCACUGGGGGGGCCCGGCCUCCAACGGAUCGGAGCACACGGUGGACGGACGCAGAUACCCGAUGGAGAUGCACAUAGUCAACAUGAAGUCCAUCCAUCCCAAUCUGACGGCGGCAUUAGACGAUCCAACAGGACUCGCUGUGCUUGGAUUCUUCAUUGAUGUUGUCUAUGCAGACAAUGUGCACUUUGGACUCAUAUCACAAAAGCUGUCGUCUGUCGCUUACAAAGGCCAGACGACUAAAAUCAAGCCGUUCCCGCUGAUGAACCUGCUGCCGAAGCACAACAUGAGUCAGUAUUACCGUUACUAUGGCAGCCUCACCACGCCCCCCUGCUCUCAGGUGGUGGUGUGGACUCUGUAUGAAGUCCCCGUCUACAUCUCACGGUCCCAACUGGCUCAGUUUACCUCACAGAUCUUCUCCACAGAGGAGGAUGCAGAGCAGGUGACGCCUCUGCAGAGAAACUUCAGACACAUCCACUCCACCUUCGGACGCAAAGUGUCCGUGUCCAAAGAUGCCAAACUCCUCGCGGGGACGGCCGGGCUUCCCCUCAGCUCAGCUUUGUCUCUGCUUCAAAUCAUUUUGCUGGGAAGCUUCAUCAUCUCUGGACUCUAACGCAACUUAAGGGGAUUCAUAUUUUUGCCACUCAUUUUACCCCAAAAUGACUUUUAGAUGAUGUUUAGAUGAAGUCUAGCAAAGAUUAUAUAUUUUAAAACACUGUGAAAAAAGUACUGUAAAUGUUGAUUUGUUACUAAAUGUAUUAUGAUUGUGCCCUCUCGUCUCUGCAGCGUUAGUGCAUUCAGAAAUGUGAAAAUGUUUUGUUACUAACUUGUUCAAAAAUAAUGUGAACUGAGGAUCAAGUUGUGAUGUACGAGGGCACCCUAGCUUGAAAAAGAUGCAAUAUACGUGAUUAUAACAAUAUAAGUGUUAACAGUAAAAGAAAAAUAGAUGUAUUUAGUCAAAUAGAAUAGUAAGAUACAACACUAAGAGUCGGCUCUGUCCAGCAUGCUAGUUAAUGUAGAGCAUGCUAACCUUUGCUUAUUGUGUGGUGCAUAGGAAGGUGAUUAUUUUUGCAAAUAUCAUAAAACGAAGGAAAACAUUUUAAAAAAUCAAUUAAAAUAUUGACCUGGUGCUAAAUGAAAAGUAUAAUAUUUAAAUAAAAAACAAAAAUGUCAACCUCAUGGUGGAGCUAGCAUGGCAAAAAGAAAAAAAGGGAAAUAAGCGGUAAUCAUAAAGAUGUGUUUUAAAGGAUUUUUCUGUUGUGUUGGCUCGAGGUAUUUUCAGAAUAGCCCUAGUGUAUGCAAAGUUCACUUACUGCAGCAAGUGCCUUCUAACAUCCAUCUAUUUCUCUGACAGUCAUUACAGGAAAACCAAAGGUGUAAUUAUUAAAACAAUAAGGGGUAAAAUCCAUUCAGCUUUACGUGUUGUAUUUUACAUGCUAAAUCACUUAUACCCACAAUCCAGUGGAGCUGAACUAUUUGUAAUGAGUAACACCUGUGCUCUGUUGAAGAACACCAAGCUCAUUAAGUUAUGUGAAGCUAUGAAAUGCUAAUGAGCCGCAACUCCUGCAUUCGCCAUGCAAAAUGUUCUGUGUGUGUGUGUGCAGCAUUUGCAUAUUUGGGUCGACCAGCAUCAGUGUAAACCUGUGUCAUGUAGACAAGGAGAUCAGGAAUGCAAGAAAAAUAAUAAGAUAAGGGGAUUGACAGUCUUUUCAUAUGAUGUUUAAUGUAUUGAAACAAUAAACAUACUAUUCUGUGUCCCAUGUGUUGUUGUCUUUGAUUAAUGAAAGACAUUUGCUUUCUUUCUCUGCAUUGUUUCCUGUUCUGUGAGACAAUGACUAUUAUGCUUCAGUGAUUUGUAAAUCUGUGGCUGAGGUGAGUCAGCAUCAACCUGAGAUGUUAAAAUGACACAAACCCAGCAGGAUUACCGUUUAUGCUAGUGAAAGAGAAGUAAGGACAUAAAGUCAAGCUGAUAAAUCUGAAUGUUUCUCAUGUAAACAUCAAAACAGUGCCGCAAUAAUACAAAACAAACAUGACAUCUUCAGUUGAAAAUAAAUAAAAUAACACAGCUGGAGAGAUAAUGGUUGACCAAUCAGGUCACUUGCUCUGGAGGCUAGUGGUCAACAUCCUCAGGCUGUCAUGGCCAAGAGGUGGCACACACACACACACACACACACACACACACACACACACACACAUAAACAACACUGUAAGCCUUUCUCUGAUCUUUAUGUGUUUAUGUGAGUCCUAUGAUAAGCAAAGGUGACGUCAGGAUGCAGAUUUUCACAAAAACAAACACAGCAGGAAACAAAUGCUCUAAUUUCUGUAUUGUUUUGGGUUUUCUCCCCUAAAGCCUUCCCUCUCUACAUAACAAAAAAAUAAUAAUAAUAAAUAUUAAAAUAUAUUGGGUUCCACUUCUAAGUUUUAUUUAGUGGAUAAAUGUCCCACUAUUGUGUCUAUUGUGGCUUGGGUGAUAUAUUCCUGUAUGAGUAUUUGCACACACUAGCUAUGUGUGUGAGUGUUAGUGAAUUAAUGAAUCACAUGAUUAGCUGGUCGAUCUAACCAGACACAGACUCAUUGUUUUCUCAGCUGCUUCUUAGUGUUUACAUUCAGGGCUUCAAUCGGGUUUAUCUUUGUGGGGGGUUUCUGUGUCGAACUUUUCAAAUAUCCAAAGCGUUCAAUGAACUUUUUUUUUUUUUUCAAUUUUUCGACUCACUCUAUUCGAUUUUUUUAAGACAGCUUAUACUUUCAUUAUUUUUCCCCGAGUGGCGAAGUCACGCCCAUCUACUUCCGGUCCAUGGGACCUUAUUUCGGAAAAACUAUG
Messenger RNA from Notothenia coriiceps (black rockcod), 3194 nucleotides. It is a transcript of the gene car15, whose product is annotated as carbonic anhydrase 15. The transcript has 8 exons. The record is from RefSeq and is a predicted model, not a curated record. Gene Ontology annotation, molecular function: carbonate dehydratase activity; zinc ion binding. Gene Ontology annotation, cellular component: plasma membrane. NCBI's taxonomy places the organism in Eukaryota, Metazoa, Chordata, Actinopteri, Perciformes, Nototheniidae. The coding region runs from base 39 to 986 and encodes 315 amino acids.